ACAUCCGGAUUACUUUCCUGCCCUUGUAAUCCCUUCCUUCUUCUCUAGCCAAUGAUCUCCGUUACCUUUGGAGGGGUGGCGUGUCAGGAAGCUAAAAUGAAAGUUUUGCUUCUUCUGGCAUUUAUUGCAGCUUUGUCAGCGUUUCUGCCCAGUCAGACGUCUCCAGUAACUGCCCUAGAAGCCCAGAACUCUACCUUUUCCAGGCUAGGAAACAUGGACAGCCUUUCUGCAGCAAACACCACCUUUGCCCUCAACCUCUUCAAGAAGCUUAGUCCAAAUGAUUCUACCAAGAACUUGUUUUUUUCUCCAUUGAGUAUGUCUUCUGCGCUGCUAAUGGUCUCAUUGGGUUCCAGAGGUAACACAGAAGCUCAGAUGUUAAAGGUGCUAUCUGUAUCCAAAGAUGGAGAGGUUCACCAAAGAUUUGAGAAACUCAUUUCUGAAAUCAACAAACCAGGUGCCAAUUAUAGCCUCAGUCUAGCCAACCGGCUCUUUGGAGAAACAUCAUAUGAUUUUCUUGCAUCAUUUCUAGAAUCCACUGAGAAAUUCUACCAUGCAGGUCUGGAGAAACUUAACUUUAAGCAAGCUGCAGAAGAUUCAAGAAGACAUAUAAAUGCCUGGGUAGAAGAAAAAACCGCAGGUAAAAUUCAGAAUCUGCUUGCCCCAGGAAUAAUUCAUUCACUUACAAAACUGGUUUUGGUGAAUGCUAUCUAUUUCAAGGGAAACUGGGCAAAUCAGUUCAACAAAGAUCACACAGAGGAAAGGCCAUUCCAGAUUAACAAG
Protobothrops mucrosquamatus (brown spotted pit viper) is the source of this 780-nucleotide messenger RNA. RefSeq names its product serpin B6. Lineage: Eukaryota; Metazoa; Chordata; Lepidosauria; Squamata; Viperidae. Gene Ontology annotation, molecular function: serine-type endopeptidase inhibitor activity. The transcript is spliced from 5 exons. The annotation marks the transcript as partial. Gene Ontology annotation, biological process: negative regulation of endopeptidase activity. The record is from RefSeq and is a predicted model, not a curated record. Gene Ontology annotation, cellular component: cytoplasm.